AUGUUCAAUUCAGCUGACAUCGACAUCUUAAUAGCGGUUCGCGUGGUGAGUAGUGAGCGAUACAUGCAAGCUGAUGAGUUGAAGAUGCAACUGGGGGGCGGGAUACAACCUGGGACUCAUCUUUUCAAUGAGACCUAUGGCGAUUCUUAUUACUCAGGAAUAGUCGAGGGUGGAAUCGCUGUAGUGGUUCUUUCCAUCGCUGUUCUCGACAGACAUAAGGUAAAAGAAACUGUGGAUGCACUUGAGCAUUUGCUGGAUCUUAAAAACGACGAGAACCCAGUAGAGUCAAUGCUGGAAGCCUAUCGGGAAAGGAGCUCAAAUCCACUUGCUCUCGCAUUGAAGGGGACUAAAACUCAUGCCAGCGUAUCGUGCUCUGAAAAUGGUUAUCUGAAGAUCGAUAGUGAGAGUGACAGCAUAGAAAGAAUGCUUGAAGCCGUCUUAGAGUUUCCUAAGACAGUGACCAAGGGCGCAGGCUGA
Molecule: messenger RNA, 477 nt
Organism: Fusarium sp. VM40
Lineage: Eukaryota; Fungi; Ascomycota; Sordariomycetes; Hypocreales; Nectriaceae
Source: the annotation of a GenBank genome assembly